ACUACCCGACCAAUACCCUCAUAUAAACAGGCCAUAGUCAGUGGCCUGAUCUAACCUUGGACGAUCGGCGGUGAACCAGUUACUGAUACUAUCUGAACACGGCGUGCGUCACUAGUUUUGGAAUUCUGCAAUUCACGCUUGGAAAUCGGCAGCACUUGCGGCAGCCCAGACACGGCUGCAGAGAUCGAGAACACCCGCCACCUGGGUCUCGCCUGUCAGUCUCCACUGUUUCACCUCUGCCUCCAACUGCCGCUUUCUCUGCUUUUUUUAUCAUGGAGAACAAUCUCUCUGCUGCUCGCGCAUCCCGACGCUACCUUGACGAGCGCCUUCGGAACGACUGGGAGUACCCGGACGUACCCGCAGCAUGGUCAGCCUCGGACGAGGAAGUUCGAGAUGCCGCAGAUUUUCGGGAACGCUACUAUGGAGAGUCGGAGUCUGCCGAUUCGGAUACUGAAGAUGAGCGUGUCGGCACAUACAAGUUUGACACACCGGAUGCUAUCGGCGACGCUGUAACCCGCGCUCGCGAUGCGCGUAGGAGGAGGCGCAAGGAGCGGUUGGAGCAGGAGAUGAAGGAGAAUCCCGGCCUGAGGAUAUGGGUAGAACGAAGGGAUGCAUGGACAGGCGCAGCAAGUGUCAAGAAAUAUGGCACCCAUCGACAGAGACCGACAAACCGCCCAUCGUCUGCAGCGGGCUACUCGUCGGAAGAACAUCCCACCACACCCACGGGCUCCGAGUCGCAUUCAAUCACCAGCACAACAACACCAGACACAUUUGACCUGGUGCCCGUUGCGCCCCGCCUACUCAGCCAGAAUGCGAUCCGCGCCUCCAUCACACCAAAAGUAUACCCGGAUAUCUACCAAAAGAUUGUCGUCUCCUCGCGCACACCCUCUGUCCCCAUCAAUCUCGCAGACAUGAUAAAAGCCUUGGUACAAGGCUGGAAAGACACAGAUGAAUGGCCUCCUAGGCCCGGAGUCAUUGAUCCUCUGGCUGGGAAGAAGCGUGUUAUCCCUAGUACUACAUCGAGUGGGCAUCAUCACGCAGGCUUCAUUGCGCGACACCCUCAUUUGGAGAAGAGCGUGGAUGGCAUGAAACGUAUCUUGCAUCUUAAUGGGCAUCACGAUCAGGGUCAGGAAGAGGGUGCUGAACAUGCGCAAGGCGAAAAGAAGGAUUGAGGUCGACUCUCUGCUUGCUCAGUCUGUCUGUGUUAUUCCGCGAAACUGAUGCACUUGGUAGUACAUGCAAAUAUCUCAUCCAUGCUUAACGCGACAGACAACGGCUGGCUUUUGUUUCGUACUCCGAAAUCGGUUUUUCGUCUCACUGUCAUGUCACGCGCCCACGAGUUGGCAUUGCUAGUGGGUGAACGGGAGUGGAAUAAGAAGAUGAAAGCUCGUAUUAGAUAUCCAUAUCAGCUGAUUUUUUACAUCAGCGGCCCCUUGGCAUUUAAUUCAGCCAGCUGGUGGCCUAACACCUGACUUGAACACUUUUCACCAU
Messenger RNA from Pyrenophora tritici-repentis Pt-1C-BFP, 1491 nucleotides. Its product is annotated as DUF4050 domain containing protein. NCBI's taxonomy places the organism in Eukaryota, Fungi, Ascomycota, Dothideomycetes, Pleosporales, Pleosporaceae. The record is from RefSeq and is a predicted model, not a curated record.